Molecule: messenger RNA, 3975 nt
Organism: Pangasianodon hypophthalmus (striped catfish)
Lineage: Eukaryota; Metazoa; Chordata; Actinopteri; Siluriformes; Pangasiidae
Gene: ppm1ba
Product: protein phosphatase, Mg2+/Mn2+ dependent, 1Ba
Exons: 6
Coding region: 723-1901 (392 amino acids)
Biological process (GO): positive regulation of canonical Wnt signaling pathway; positive regulation of canonical NF-kappaB signal transduction; negative regulation of canonical NF-kappaB signal transduction
Cellular component (GO): nucleus; cytosol
Molecular function (GO): protein serine/threonine phosphatase activity; magnesium ion binding; manganese ion binding
Source: RefSeq, a predicted model, not a curated record
UAAACUACUGUGAUUAGUGCUGUAACUAGAAAUGUGAAACUGGCUUUCUCUAGGAAUCGUGAGAGAAUUUGGAUGUCAGGGAAAAGGUGGCUAUAGUUCAGUGAUUGAAUCGUGCAGUAUUUCAACAAAGAUCACUUUGUUUUUUGCUGCUGGUUUGCACAUGUGAAGCAAACACAGAAUAUUUGGCUUGUGACGGUGAAGAAGUGUGUGCAGAUAUUUACAUCAUUCUUAUCCUUAGUGCAUAAUUGAGUGAACACAAAGGUAGCCAUAAGCUUCAAUUAUCCCUGUUUAAUGGACUUGGCAAGAGAAGACUGAAAACAGAAACAACUGAAACAUCUCCUCAUGUCUGUUCUAUGUAGUGUGGAAAUCUGACUCUGAUGGUCCAAUGUAGGUUUUUUUUUUUUUUUUUUUGGUCUUGAUCUCUCACUCCCCAUUCCAGAGAAGGCACUGGUCACAGCAAAGAUGCACUGAAGGGCCCUGUUGAAGCGCUUUGUUGCUAUAGCAACCACUCUUAGCUGCCACUCCAGGCACGGUAGGCAUGGAAACGGACCAUGUGACAGUGGUCCAGUGGUUACAUCAUUGCAGUGGCGUACAUCUCGACACUAUGUAGGCCUCCUCUGCUCACAUCAGUGGAAUGUAGGGGGUCUUGUAAGAGCAACAGAUCACCUGGAUGCAUAGCUGUUGAACGCAUGCCUAUAUAAAGGCAGCCGGUGGUGAGAGUCAUGGGGGCGUUCCUAGACAAGCCCAAGACGGAGAAGCACAAUGCGCACGGUGAGGGCAAUGGUCUGCGCUACGGCCUGAGCAGCAUGCAAGGAUGGCGUGUGGAAAUGGAAGAUGCACAUACAGCCACUGUGGGUUUACCACAUGGCCUUGACGACUGGUCCUUUUUUGCUGUAUAUGAUGGGCAUGCAGGCUCACGUGUGGCCAACUACUGCUCCAAGCAUCUGCUAGAGCACAUUGUGGCGGCGGCGCCAGCCGGCGAGCUAGGCCGCAGUGUGGAGGCGGUGAAGAGCGGCGUGCGUGCUGGCUUCCUGCGCAUCGACGAGCACAUGCGUGGCUUCGCAGACCCGCGCAAUGGCCUUGACCGCAGCGGCUCCACAGCGGUAGCUGUACUGCUUUCACCUGAGCAUAUGUACUUCAUCAAUUGCGGUGACUCACGCGCACUGCUUUGUCGCGAUGCGCGUGUUCGCUUCUCCACACUCGACCAUAAGCCAUGUGACCCACGUGAGAAGGAGCGCAUCCAGAACGCCGGUGGCUCUGUCAUGAUCCAGCGUGUGAAUGGCUCUCUGGCCGUGUCUCGUGCUCUGGGAGAUUAUGACUACAAGUGCGUGGAGGGCAAGGGCCCCACCGAGCAGCUGGUUUCCCCUGAGCCUGAGGUGUUUGAAAUUCCCCGUGUGCCAGACGAGGACGAGUUUGUGGUGCUGGCCUGUGAUGGUAUAUGGGACGUGAUGAGUAAUGAGGAGCUGUGUGCCUUUGUGCGUGCCAGGCUGGAGGUGUCUGAUGACUUGGAAAAAGUGUGCAAUGAGGUGGUGGACACGUGCCUGCACAAGGGAAGUCGAGAUAAUAUGAGUGUUGUGUUAGUGUGUUUGCCAAAUGCACCCAAAGUAUCAGAAGAGGCAGUGAAGAGAGAUGCUGAGUUGGAUAAGUUCCUUGAAUCUCGUGUGGAAGAACUCAUUGAGAAAGCAGGGGAAGAGGGAAUUCCUGAUCUGGUACAUAUCAUGAGAAACCUUGCCACAGAGAAUAUCCCCAACCUCCCACCAGGGGGAGGCCUCGCCAGCAAGCACAGUGUUAUUGAGGCUGUGUAUAACCGGCUUAACCCCCAAAGAGAAGACGAUGGGGUGAAAUGGUGCAGACCUGGAGGACCCCUGGUAGCUGCCCACCCCGAGGGCUUAUGGCCUUAAAGGAUCCCUCUGUUCACGAGACACCCUUCAUACUUUUGUUCCACUUUUUUAUAAAAUUUACAGAUUGAUUUGGGUCAUCAGUAAUAAUUUGAAGUACAGGGGCAAACAGUCUGCCCAAAAGGAUUACAAACUUUUUUUUUUUUUUUUUUUGCAAGAACAUGAGGGAAAGCGAAGAACUUUAGCUUUAGAAAGUACACAUCAAAUCGUAAAGACAGUUUUUGUGCUCCCCCCCCCCCCCCCUCCCCCUUUGUGGUUGUCUGUGUUCUUGUUGAAACUUGGCUAUGGAGCAGUGCACGCCCAUAAGCGUUGUGGUGCCUUUUUCUAAGCGGCUACGGAUGGGGGACUUGGGCUAGUGGCUGUUUCAUAGCUUUCACCCCCCCCACCCCGAGCACAAUAGAGCAGCCAGGCAACUUGAGACCACUGCUACCCUCUCAACCUGGGGGGUAUGGACCAUCACUGGCUUUAAUCAGGAUUUCCUUGACUGACUAUUGCAUGUGGAACAUGUCUGGAGGACUUGCUACGUUACUACAUAACCUGUGUGGAAAGGUUUGAAGCUUGACAGCUUUUUUGCACCUUUUACACCCCACUGCCCCUCCCCACAUGUGCUCUGAUAGACACUGAAGGAGAGACACUGCAUCAAUAUUGCUUCAUUCUGCAGUUUAUCACUUAUUUGGUUGUUAUAAGCUUUUAAUCCUGCUGUUUCAGAGAAUAUAGAUUAUAUAGAGAUAUAUAUAAAAUAUCUUUUAUGUGUGUGUACAUAUAUAUAUAUAUAUAUAUAUAUAUAUAUAUAUAUAUAUAUAUAUAUAUAUAAAAUUCAUAUAUUUUUUCCUCCUUGAGUACAGUGUCAUUUAUGGCUUACUGUUUAAGAAGCAAUAGAUGUGACAAGGGUUCGUGUGUCUGAGUUAUUCUUUGUGAAAUCACUAGGGUUUGAUGUCACCCACCACAAACACCUUAGAGCCACCGUUUUUUUUUUGCAUGCUCGCAAUGUGAUGACAUUGUAAAGAAACUUCAGCUGUUUUAUAUUCACAUGUAUUUACUCUUCAACUCUCAAUAAUUAAAAUGCUGUUGGCUCAGAUCUUACGAAAUAAAUGUCUGUAAACAUAUCGGAGGGUUAAUUAUGAAACGGCAGAUGACUAUUAGUUCACAUCAAGGUAUUUCAGUUUUUACCAGGUUAUUGAGCCUUUCAGUUGUAAAUAACAAUGCCCUGAUUUGGAUCACACUGAAAGUGAAUAAUAGCCAUCUCAGUUUCCUAUAUUAACAACCUUGUGUGUGUUUAGUGAAGAAAUGUUAUUUGUGAAAUAUUUAAAGGGAAAUGACAAAGAUGCUGUUUAACACCCUCUGUAAUUCCAGAUGUUUUAUGUUUAGGAUUCAUGUUUUAAUUUUGUUAAACUUUGUAAAACUAACUUUUGUGCCAGUAUGAAAUUAUUAUAUUAUUCCUGAGAGUUUGAAGAUAACCAUCAGCACAAAAUGACAGUUUGUUGGAUUUGUGUUUGUAUUUAUAAUAUGUCUUCGAUUUGUUACCAUUUUGCAGCAGCUUCUAUAAUGGGUGAUAAGAAACCUUUCAAGUGAUUUGACAUGGAAUGACCAGCGUGUAUGUGGUUGUGUGUUGGCCGGCAUCUGAAGAAGGAAGUGUGAAUUAUUUUAAACAUACUGAGAUUGUGCACGUUAUGUGCUUAUGUAACACGGCUCUCCAAGAACAGUUGGCUAAAAGGAAUUCUUGGUGCCCAGUGAAGCCACACUACUUCUCUGCUCCAAUCUUCUCUGUAUCAUAUCUCUGCCUUUUUUUUUUUUUUUCCCUCAGUUCUGACUUUUACCGUGCACAGCAGAACUCUUGAAUCAGCCUGCCUUCCCCUCCUCAGAGUGUAUUGUAAAAUGAUGCAUUUUUUCUGUUUGUUUGGUUAGCUGAACAUGAAUACAAGCUUUAUGAUGAAUUUGCGUAUUAUUUUCAAACUUGGCGUACAAGUGUAAUACUUGUUUUGCUCAAAUGCAUUUUCAAGAGUUACAGAUGACUACAGUCAUGGCUAAUGGUGAACUCGAGCAGAACAAUAAAAGAUCAAGUAAAAGCUGUUUCUCA